UUCAAUCUCGCAGCGAUCUACACAGCUGGAGAUUCGUCGACAUGGACGCAGAAGAAAACUUUGAACGAAAUUGGAAGGCAUUCCUGGUUCGUGUGGGUCAUGACCCCGAGCGGUUCGAGAAGGACAUUCUACGCAGGCGGCUCUUGAUGGAGCGUGCGGCAGAUCGGGCGGAGAUGCGAGAGUUGUUGUGUGCGAAGUUGUCCAAGUGCAAGUCCACCAGCGCUCUAAGCGACGUCAAGGACGUCGACUCGCGCGAGUCCCAACAGCUCUUCGCACGGAAACGCUCUGAGACGAUGGGCUCGGGACGUGGCUUCGUCUGCUCCCCACAGAGCAACCUGACUCCUUCGACCGCCUCAACUUCCUGGACCUGCGUUGUACUUCGAUGCGAGCAGCAGGUCGUAUGCCUAUAGGCUUUGGAGGGCUGUCGACGCGUCGACGCCGAGGAUUCAUCCAUGGGGUCCGCCAAGCAGUUGCUGCGAUCUCUUCGGCCUUGUGCCGAUAGCGAUUGCUUUGGCCUCUGGUUUUCACAGUCUGUUAAAAAAAAUGUGGCUGAAAGAAGGUUGGAGAAUGUUGAAAUGUCCCCAAUGGAUUCCCAAAACAUCAGCUAUGGGUCCACGCUUU
Cladocopium goreaui is the source of this 621-nucleotide messenger RNA. The record is from the annotation of a GenBank genome assembly. Lineage: Eukaryota; Dinophyceae; Suessiales; Symbiodiniaceae.